AUGGGCCUCAUGUCCGAUUUGGGACUUGUUUCCCUUAACUCCAGUAGCCUGCCCACCUUCUCCAACAGUCAUGGGAAGAGCUGGGUGGAUCUCUGCCUCGGCAACGACACUCUGGCCCGUCUGAAUACCAACUGUUACACCAUGGACUACACUUCUACGAGUGACCACGCCUACAUCCUCACUACGGUUGAAUACCAUCAGUGUAGGAAGAACCUGAUAAUUGUUAACCAAACGGACUGGGCCAGCUUUGAGGAGCUGGUUAAACGUCAGUGGGACCCGAGUUGCCUGCGCAACUUGGACUCCACCUGGAAGAUUGACCAAGCGGUUCUGCACCUACAAGAGACAAUCAAACAGGCCUUCUUCCUUUCUACCAGGGUCAAGCCAAAGCGGCCCUCGGCCCCGUGGUGGAAUCAACAGCUCUCUGAUAAACGUAAAAGGGUCUGGAAAGCUAGAAAAAAAUACCUGCGGAGUAUGGAUCCCGUUUCUAGGCAAGCCCAUAAGGAGAGCUAUCUCACCCUCUUUAGGGAGUAUAAGACGAUGAUAAAUAGGGCCAGGACUACAUCGUGGAAGAAGCUGUGUACAGAGGUCAGUAAUAAGAGCCCUUGGGACAUCCCGUUUUAUGCGGUUUUCAAGAAGCGGAAGACCCUGGGCAUACCAGAGACCAUCAGUACUCCCAACGGGUACACCACCAAUCCGCAGGACACUUAUAGGGCUAUUUUCGACGAGCUGUUCCCGCAGGAUGACCCAGCAGAGGACAGUGAGGAGCAACACCAUAUCAGGGAAUACGGGAAGCACUAUCAGAAUAACAUUAUGGACCCCCCCUUUACCCCCCAGGAAAUCAAGAAGGAAUUCCAACAAAUCAAGAAAAGGAAAGCCCCAAGAGGGGAUGCCAUCAACUAG
Messenger RNA from Centruroides sculpturatus (bark scorpion), 900 nucleotides. RefSeq lists its product as uncharacterized. Gene Ontology annotation, molecular function: catalytic activity. The coding region runs from base 1 to 900 and encodes 299 amino acids. NCBI's taxonomy places the organism in Eukaryota, Metazoa, Arthropoda, Arachnida, Scorpiones, Buthidae. The transcript has a single exon. The record is from RefSeq and is a predicted model, not a curated record.